This is a messenger RNA of Etheostoma cragini (Arkansas darter), 1091 nucleotides long. RefSeq lists its product as uncharacterized. Bases 106 to 765 code for a protein of 219 amino acids. Lineage: Eukaryota; Metazoa; Chordata; Actinopteri; Perciformes; Percidae. The record is from RefSeq and is a predicted model, not a curated record. The transcript has 5 exons.
UUAAGUAACACAUUAUGACAGAUAUUCAGGAAACCCCACCUUUGAGACACAAUAACCAGCUGGAGUUUAAUAGUCUGACGGAGGAUCUCAGCAUCCAACACCACCAUGAUGAAGAGCUUUCUUCUACUCAUCCUCUCACUGAUGAUAACAGGCGGGGGGGCCUCAUCUGAUGUGAAAGGAUGCAGAGACGGAUGGGUGGACUUCAUCUGCAAAUAUCCAAACAAUAAAAUAUGUCAAAGAGUUGAUGUAGUUAAGGAGGGCAGCCAACCAAUCAUACAAAGUACUCUAAAGAAUAUGUGGGAGACCAAGGGCAGAUUUUCUGUGUACCAUGAUGUAAAAAAUAGAAAUCUCAGAGUGGUCAUCAGACAACUUCAACAAGAAGACUUUGGGGAGUACGAGUGUAAAUGUGACCACAAACCUGGAAGUGAUGAUGUGGACUUGAAAGUUGAUGACGGCUGCCAGAAACCAUUUAAUCAAACUGGGUACAGAACAGCUAAAACCACCAUCUCAUGUGACAGAGGAAAGUCCACAGUCAUGUUCUUCUGCAAAGACAACGGUCCAGUCUGUGAGGAUUUAUUAACUAAAUCUAAAACUAAGUCAAACGGGUCCUUCACUCUUCUGGAGACCAGCAGUAGCUUCACCAUGUCCAUCAGUAACGUGUCCCCCCAGCAUGCUGGGGUCUACUGGUGUGGAGUGGAAACAAAUGAAGGAAGAAACAGAGCUGCACUCAGAAAAAUCCAACUGAAGGUUAAAGACUAUUACUAACUUCACUUGGUCUCCAACUGUUGGACAGAAUCUCACAUACUGGUGUGGAUAUCCAGAAGGGACUCCAAUAAAAAAAAAUCAUCUGUAAAGGAGAAGAUCCUUCUACAUGUGAACAGAUAGUAAACACUGCCCAGAGGAAUCAAAACACUGGAAAGUUUUCUAUGAUGGAUGAUAAAGUGAAAAAUAUCACCAUCAGAGUGAGAGACGUGAGAACAGAAGACUCUGGGACAUACUGGUGUGGAGCAGAAAGAAAUGACCCAAAACAGAGCAACCCAUUCUUCCACAGGCUCAUCAUGACUGUCGUGCCUACUACUCCCCCUCCAACC